UGUCAUUCAUAUCUGUGCUCUGCCGUAUGUCGUGUCCCUUGUUUUGAAAAGUUUCGUCCCUUUGAAACUUUAUAUUUCGUAAUCAAAAUACUAAGCUAAGCUAGUACACCAUGACUGAAAAGCCGCAGAAGACUGCAAAGGUAGUCGUGCUCGGAGACAUCGGGCGCAGUCCACGAAUGCAGUAUCACGCUCUAUCACUCGCCAGUAGCGGUCUAAGUGUAAAUAUAAUCGGCUACUUAGACAGUCAACCACUGCCCGAGAUAUUAGAACAUAAGCAUAUCACGAUAACAAAGCUCUACCCCUUAAUUUUUAACAGAGGACCGAAGAUAGUUCAGUAUGCUAUGAAAGCGAUAUGGCAGACGAUAAGUUUGCUUCUAACACUGUUUAUAACCGGCAAAUGCCACUACCUGCUGUGCCAGAACCCUCCAGCGAUCCCUACAUUGCCUGUUUGUAGGUUCUACUGCUUAAUAACUAAGACUAAGUUUGUAAUAGACUGGCAUAACUAUGCGUACUCCAUUAUGGCGCUGGCGGCGCCGAAUAUUGUGCUGAAGCUAGCGACGGCAUUGGAGAGAUAUUUCGGGCAGUCUGCGAAUCACAACAUGUGUGUUACAUAUGCUAUGAAGUCAGAUUUGUUCCAGAACUGGGGAAUAGAAGCCACAGUCCUGUACGACAGACCUCCAAAAAUCUUCCACCCGAUAACACUAGAAGAAAAGCACCAUUGGUUCCUCAAAAUCAGUCAGCAAUACCCAGAGUUUGCUUGUCCAGGGAGAGAGCUGCUCAACCACCCGGCAGGGGACAUGGUUACAAAGACGGCUUUUACAAAUUUUGUAAACAAUAAGGUGGAGAUGAGGGCAGAUGCUCCAGGACUGCUUUUCAGCAGCACUAGUUGGACACCUGACGAAGAUUUUGGUAUUUUGAUGGAAGCACUUCAAGUUUACGAAACCACAUUUGAUAUAACAAAGAAGCUGCCUAAACUGAUUUGCGUAAUAACCGGCAAAGGACCAAUGAAGCAACACUACAUAGACCUCAUUGCCUCAAAGAACUGGCAACACAUAAAAGUAGUCACCCCCUGGCUGGAAGCAGCGGAUUACCCGACUAUGGUGGCCAGUGCGGACCUGGGGGUGUGUUUGCACACUAGCUCAUCAGGGCUGGAUCUGCCGAUGAAGGUUGUGGAUAUGUUUGGGGCUGGGUUGCCUGUUUGCGCGUAUGAGUUUAGCUGCAUUGAUGAAUUAGUUGAAAAUGGUGUAAAUGGAUACACAUUCAAGAAUAGUGAUGAGCUAUCCAAGCGGAUUAUUGCUUGGUUUGAAGACUUUCCCAAUAAUCAGGAGCAGAAUAAGGUAGCAGCAGAUAUGAGAAAGGAUUUAGAAAAGUUCCAAAUGUCUCGGUGGGAGAGCAACUGGGACUUGCGUGUGAAGAAGUUCUUCCAAUAUUGAUCUCACCUUUAGAUGUAUUUAUUGUCAAUUGGGGCCAAAUAAUGUUAAUAUUAUGAUAUGCAAUAAUAAAUGUAUUUUGUUAUA
Molecule: messenger RNA, 1517 nt
Organism: Leguminivora glycinivorella
Lineage: Eukaryota; Metazoa; Arthropoda; Insecta; Lepidoptera; Tortricidae
Gene: Alg1
Product: chitobiosyldiphosphodolichol beta-mannosyltransferase
Cellular component (GO): endoplasmic reticulum
Molecular function (GO): mannosyltransferase activity
Source: RefSeq, a predicted model, not a curated record